ACUAUAUAAAGAAGCAUGCUAGACAUGAACUGAUGAACUCAGUAACCAAGCAAAGAUCUGAGAGAGAUGACAGGGAAAGACAGUGUGAUAUUACAUGGGAUGUGGGCAAGCCCUUACUCUACGAGGGUGGAACUAGCCCUCAAAGUGAAGGGCAUAUCCUAUGAAUAUGUGGAAGAAGAUUUCAAGAACAAAACCCCAGAGCUGCUCAAGUACAACCCAGUUCACAAGAAGAUCCCUGUUCUUGUUCACAAUGGAAAACCUGUUGCUGAGUCUCUUGUCAUCCUUCAAUAUAUUGAAGAAGUUUGGAAAGAUGGUCCUCAACUUCUCCCACAUGAUCCCCACGAAAAGGCUCAAGUUCGAUUCUGGGUCCAUUUUAUCAACACAAAGUACACUGAAAUCAUGACGACAGUAAUUACAACUGAGGGAGAAGUACAAGAGAAAGCCCUCAGUCAGGUGUAUGAACUAAUGAAGUUACUAGAUGAAGGAAUCAAGACCUUUUUCCCAGAUGGGAAUCCAACUUUUGAGGCUAAGAAUUUAGGGCUCCUAGACAUUGUAGGAAGUUCAGUGUUUUGUGCAUUUUCAGCUGUAGAAGAAUUGAUUGGUGUAAAGAUCAUAGACCCAGAGAAGACUCCAGUGCUAUUCUCUUGGAUAACAGCUCUGAGAGAGCAACCUAUAGUGAUGGAGACAAUUACUCCUCCUGAAAAGCUGGUGUCACUUAUCCUUAGGCCUUGGAGACAGGGUUUCAUCAAUCCUCAUCUUUCUCAAUCUUAAUUAAUGCUGCAUCGCUUAAUUGUGGCCUAGCUAGAUUGAUAGCUGCUUGCUCUUUCCAUGGUUUUGUAGAAAAAUAAGUGACGAUGACAGGUCUGGCUUGGCUAACCUUUCUGGGUUUUUGCCAAGGCUCUCGCUAUCUGUGUCUAGAGGUUGCUGUAUUGUGCUUGCAAUAAUGCCACUAGGCACAUUGUAAGCCAAGGCUCUCCCAAUCUGUGACUAGAGGUUGCUGGAUUGUGCUUGUAAUAAUGCCACUACGCACAUUGUAUGAUUGUAUGAUUGUAUCUGUAA
Messenger RNA from Rosa rugosa (rugosa rose), 1059 nucleotides. Its product is annotated as glutathione S-transferase U9-like. Gene Ontology annotation, cellular component: cytoplasm. Bases 67 to 771 code for a protein of 234 amino acids. The transcript is spliced from 2 exons. NCBI's taxonomy places the organism in Eukaryota, Viridiplantae, Streptophyta, Magnoliopsida, Rosales, Rosaceae. The record is from RefSeq and is a predicted model, not a curated record. Gene Ontology annotation, molecular function: glutathione transferase activity. Gene Ontology annotation, biological process: glutathione metabolic process.